Atta colombica is the source of this 1313-nucleotide messenger RNA. RefSeq lists its product as uncharacterized. Bases 135 to 1313 code for a protein of 392 amino acids. The record is from RefSeq and is a predicted model, not a curated record. Gene Ontology annotation, molecular function: protein binding. The transcript has 4 exons. NCBI's taxonomy places the organism in Eukaryota, Metazoa, Arthropoda, Insecta, Hymenoptera, Formicidae.
UCGGAGAUCAGCGCAGAUCUCUCUUAGUAGAGAGUAGUAAAGGUGUCUUUAUCUGUCUUUACCUCGAUUUUAUAGCUGAGUAUUCACUCACAUAAAAUACAUUUCUUUAUAAUAUUUAUAAAAAGAAGAAAAAAAUGUGGAAAGUUGUAUUUCGUGGAAUUCGAGAAACAUUGGAGCGACGAGUUUGUCGCACCAACGUUUAUUCGCAGUCAUCGCAAGAUAAUGCGAAGAACGAAGUCAAAACAAGCCUGACGUGCCAACAAAAAUUUCUUCCACCAGUUUUUAUCACUUAUGAUAAAGGUUUUUGCGGAUCGACUAAAAAUGCCGGUGCUAAGAACAACAGACGUGAUUCUGAUUGGAAUACCAAGCACAGUUGGACAGAAGCUGUUGGCUGGUCUAGUGUACUAGCAGCUGGAUGGGUUGUAUGCCAAACACUUUGUCUCCGCAAUAGAAUCUUUAACAGAGAUAGCGCUGAGACCUUGAAAAACAAAUUGCAUGAUUACUCUGGAGUUUCAUUUAUACUUACGCAAUUAUUAAAUUUACAUCCAAGACAAAUCUUGCCAGUUACCAAUUGUGUCGGUACUAGCAAAAAAAUCUCUAACCUGCAGGAUUCAAACUCACAAUGGACUGCAGAAAAACCAUUUGGUCCUAUCACCAUUGAAGAGGCAUUCAAAGAAGCUUCUGAUGAAUUUACAAAAACUCAUAAUAUAGUAAUAGGAGAAUAUGAACUUCGUUUUGGUAUUAAAGCUUUAGAAGAAAAACGUUAUGCAGAUGCUUUAAUACAUUUCUCUGCGGGUGCUAAAUUAUCAUCUCCCGGAAGCAUGUUCAAUUUAGGUCUAUGUUACGAAUUAGGCAUUGGAACUUUGGCAGACCAAGCAAAGGCUGCAAAAUAUUACAAUGAUGCCGCGGCCCAUGAUCAUGCCGAUGCAUUAUAUAAUUUGGGAGUUUUUCAUGCCCAAGGAAGGGGCGGUUUAUCAAUUGAUAUUGAUAUUGCGCGCACUUAUUUCACCAGAGCAGCAAAAUUGGGUCAGAUACAAGCGCAACAUGCACUUGAUUUAGAAAAAGCUGAAACUCAAUCGAAAAAAAAUAUUUCUACUCUAUCGAACAUAAACUUAAAGAAUUUAGAUUCAAAGAAAAAUGAAGAAAAUGAUGCACACAUUAAAUUAAGCGAUCUCAUGUUAUUAAAAAAUGUUGGGGACACAUUCGGUAUAGUCACAAAAUCCAAUGAAGUAUUUUUAGAUUUUCUCGGUUUAAAAAAGUCUAAUCAAGCACCCAUUAUGAUAACUACAAGUGAUUGUCGCGUGCCAUAUUAA